Hemicordylus capensis (graceful crag lizard) is the source of this 3534-nucleotide messenger RNA. It is a transcript of the gene GALNT1, whose product is annotated as polypeptide N-acetylgalactosaminyltransferase 1. NCBI's taxonomy places the organism in Eukaryota, Metazoa, Chordata, Lepidosauria, Squamata, Cordylidae. The transcript is spliced from 12 exons. Gene Ontology annotation, cellular component: Golgi apparatus. The record is from RefSeq and is a predicted model, not a curated record. Bases 717 to 2396 code for a protein of 559 amino acids.
CGAGCUUAAUGCGGGUGCGCGGUGGCCGGGGCAAUGAGGUUGAGCUAUAGGGGCCGUGGGGACACAUUUGUGUGGUGGAACCGUUAACACCUCUUCUGCUCGAGAGAAGGAAGUCGUUACGAAGAUGCUGUGCUGAUGAAGGGGAGUGAGGACGCGGCCGGGCAUCCGGGCAAGGCGAUGUCGAGUAGGCAGUGGCGUUGAGGGCGGUGGCGGAGGAUUCGGUGUAAUGCGGCCGCGCUGCGUCCUCUCUGAGGUGAUCGCAACGACGCCUCUCUUUCUUUCUCUCUGUUGUCGAGCUCGGAAUCGUCUAUGCGUUUGUGACGGUGAGGCAGCAAUUCCGUUCGUUAGCCUUUGGCUGUCGUUUUGGUGGCGGUGACUGAGCCCCCAGCACCCUGCGGUGAAAGGAGCUGCUCCCCUCCUUGGACUAAAGAGACCGGACGUUGGGCUUGUUUUUCGGUUGGUUCCGAGCUGGCGGCGGUGCCUCUUCCGCCGCCAGAGGGACCGGGUUGGCGGGAGAGUGGUGCUGGUACAGCUGCUGCUGGCUGCAUCUCUUUAGCCCGGUUUUAGGGGCGGAGCAAGGGUGCUUCUUCUUUGAGACGAAAGUAGGCUAAAUGAGAAGAGCCAGCCGCACGAAGAUACAGAACAUUGUCUCUGAAAUGGGAUUAAAGCAGGAUCACUGACAUCAAUAUACACUUUUGAAUUUGACUUAAAGUGCCAUGAGAAAAUUUGCAUAUUGUAAGGUGGUCCUUGCCACCUCUCUGGUUUGGGUCCUCUUGGACAUGUUUUUGUUGCUAUACUUCAGCGAAUGCAACAAAUGUGAUGAGAAAAAAGAACGAGGCCUACCUCCUGGGGAUGUUCCAGAACUGGUACAAAAACCUCACGAAGGCCCUGGAGAAAUGGGAAAGCCUGUUGUCAUUCCUAAAGAGGAUCAAGACACAAUGAGGGAAAUGUUUAAAAUAAAUCAGUUUAAUUUAAUGGCAAGUGAAAUGAUUGCACUCAACAGAUCUUUACCAGAUGUCAGAUUGGAAGGGUGUAAGACAAAGGUGUAUCCAGAUAACCUUCCUACGACAAGUGUUGUCAUUGUCUUUCACAAUGAAGCUUGGAGUACUCUCUUGAGGACAGUUCAUAGUGUCAUAAACCGGUCACCGCAACAUAUGCUAGAAGAAAUUAUUCUGGUGGAUGAUUCUAGUGAAAGAGAUUUCUUGAAGAGACCCUUGGAGAACUAUGUGAAAAAGUUACGAGUACCAGUUUAUGUGAUUCGAAUGGAGCAGCGUUCUGGACUGAUCAGAGCCAGAUUGAAAGGGGCUGCUGUCUCUAAAGGCCAAGUCAUUACUUUUUUAGAUGCUCAUUGUGAAUGUACAGUAGGAUGGCUUGAGCCUCUGUUAGCACGGAUAAAAGCUGACAGGAGAACAGUAGUUUGUCCUAUCAUUGAUGUAAUCAGCGAUGAUACAUUUGAAUAUAUGGCAGGCUCUGAUAUGACUUACGGUGGAUUCAACUGGAAGUUGAAUUUCCGGUGGUAUCCUGUUCCUCAGAGAGAAAUGGAUCGAAGGAAAGGUGACAGAACCCUUCCAGUCAGGACACCUACAAUGGCAGGAGGCCUUUUUUCCAUAGACAGGGACUAUUUUCAAGAAAUUGGGACAUAUGAUGCCGGAAUGGAUAUAUGGGGAGGAGAAAACCUAGAGAUCUCAUUCAGGAUUUGGCAGUGUGGGGGAACAUUGGAAAUCGUGACAUGUUCACAUGUUGGGCAUGUUUUUCGAAAAGCCACUCCUUAUACAUUUCCAGGAGGCACAGGACAGAUUAUUAAUAAAAAUAAUAGACGACUUGCAGAAGUUUGGAUGGAUGAGUUCAAGAAUUUCUUCUACAUUAUUUCUCCAGGGGUUACAAAGGUAGAUUAUGGAGACAUAUCAUCACGACUUGGACUGCGACACAAGCUACAGUGCAAGCCUUUUUCUUGGUACCUAGAGAAUGUUUAUCCCGAUUCCCAAAUACCACGUCACUAUUUCUCUUUGGGAGAGAUUCGAAAUGUGGAAACAAAUCAAUGUCUGGAUAACAUGGCAAGAAAAGAGAAUGAAAAAGUUGGAAUUUUUAACUGUCAUGGUAUGGGUGGAAAUCAGGUUUUCUCAUACACAGCCAACAAAGAAAUUCGAACAGAUGAUUUAUGCUUAGAUGUCUCCAAACUUAGUGGUCCUGUUACAAUGCUCAAGUGCCACCACUUAAAAGGCAAUCAGCUUUGGGAAUAUGAUCCCAUGAAAUUAAUCCUGUUGCAUGUGAAUAGUAACCAGUGCUUGGAUAAAGCCACUGAAGAAGACAGCCAGGUACCCAGCAUCAGAGACUGCAAUGGCAGCCGCUCUCAGCAAUGGUUGCUUCGUAAUGUCACCCUUCCGGAAAUAUUCUGAAAGAUUUCUAAGAGGAGGAUUGGUUGGGCUACCUCAGCAAGUAUAUUGGCUACAUUAUGUAGUGAGCAAAGGCUGCAAGGUUUCUUGGCCACUAGAACACUUUUCUAAAUCUUCCAAAGCUGCGAGUCAGCUGUUCUGGUAUUAAGGCUGUGGAACUACACGAGCACUUGUGAACCUGCAUGCUCUGAUGAAAGAUUUUCGGCGUUGUAAACAAAUCAUCAAUCUGUAGAACACAUGGACAUUGGAAAUACAAUCAGGAAAAAAUGCUUUUGCAGAGUGGCGCAAUCUAGUUUGCUUGUACAUCAGCAACUUCGUCUGAAAAUGCUGUCAAGGAGAUUCCUAAGAUUUUUGCAAGGUUUAAUAUUAAACCAUAGUAUUAAAGAAGCAAUUCUAAAAGGAGCUGAUUUAAUAUCACAAGAGAAAAAUAAUUAAAACAAGGAACGUGUAAAACAGGGUUUAAAGGCAAAGAUAUCAGAAGUACAAUUUGUAAUACUGAAGUAUCAAAUUUAUAUGUACAUUUUUUUACCUUAAUGGGGAAAAAUAACCAAGUAAAACAAUUUUGUGUUCAGUUGUGUGAUAGUCCAUCAAUAUAUUUUCCUCCCCUAAUGCGUCUGACAUUUGAGGCAGAAGACAAAAUUAUGAGUGUAAAUAAAAUUGACUCUUAGUCAUUUCAUUGUUUUUUACUUUCCAUUUUGUCUUUUGGGCUGUUAGACCUGUUAAUGCAGCUUUUUACUGCUUGAAAAUUGAAGGUCUAACUUCUAUAUCCUUUGAUAUGAUUUGCUAUUUUCAGAUGUACUUGAGUUAGCCAGUGUUUGGUCUGCCAUCACCAGUCUUAAGGAUUUGUUUGUGCAUUUUAUAUUUAAGUUAACAGAUUAUGCUUAAUGGCAAAGUCGCUUACUACUGUACUACAGAUUUUGUUUUCACUGCAAUAAAUCUUUCAUUCCUUGAAUAUCAGAGAUUCAUCAGAAUUCCUUGUGACAUCAGAGAACCUGCAAAUAUGAUUUAUUUGGAUAAUAGGCAAUCGGGAUCUGAAUGUUUUUCCACUCCAUGAUUGGAUGCCAUUCAUAUUUAGAUUAUACUAUUGAAGUGUAAUUUCGAUCUGCUUUUUUCUAAUAAAAAUCUAAUGAAAACUGUUGAA